UUAGCUCUCAGUCUGACUCCACACUACUCGCACUGUCACUCGGCUCACUCGAACACGUACGCACGCGCUCACGCUUGAUCGGACAGCAUGAGCUCGUUGGCACCUCAGCUGAAGCAGCUCAAGCCGCUGUACCAACACGUGGUGAACAACUUCGUCGCCGUGCUCGCCGCGACGCUCGCCGUCGCGGCCCUCGUCAAUGCGGCUCGAGUCGGGCCGGAGGAGCUGCUCGGAAGGCUGCAGGCGCUUCGGGCGGUGCACGUAUUUCUUGCCGCAUUCGUCCCCGCCGCCGCGGCAACAUUCUACCUCAUGCUGCGGCCCCGGUCCGUGUACCUCGUCGACUACGCCUGCUUCCGCACGACGCCCAACUGCCGCGUUCCCUUCGCCACCUUCCUCGAGCACGCCAAGGUCGUGACGUUCGUCGAGGGGGCCUCCAUCGACGAACGCAGCGUCCGGUUCAUGACGCGCCUGCUCGAGCGCUCGGGCCUCGGGGAGGAGACCUGCCUGCCCCCCGCGCACCACUACAUACCGCCGUACCGGAACCUAGAGGCCUCGCGCGCGGAGGUGGAGCUCGUCAUCUUCUCGGCCAUCGACGACCUGCUCGCCAAGACGGGCAUCAGCCCCGGCGCCAUCGACGUCCUCAUCGUCAACUGCAGCCUCUUCGCGCCCAUCCCGUCCUUCACGGACAUGAUCAUCAACAAGUACAAGAUGCGCAAGGACAUCCGCAACGUGCACCUCUCCGGGAUGGGGUGCAGCGCCGGGCUCAUCUCCGUGGGGCUGGCGCGCAACUUCCUACAGGUGGCGCCCCGGGGCGCGCACGCUCUGGUGGUGUCCACGGAGACCAUCACGCCCAACUACUACGUGGGCAAGGAGCGGGCCAUGCUCCUUCCCAACUGCCUCUUCCGCAUGGGCGGCGCUGCCGUGCUGCUGUCCACGUCCCGCGCCAAGGCUCGGUUCCGCCUCGCCCGCGUGGUGCGGACGCUGACGGGCGCCCAGGACAGCGCGUACCGGUGCGUGUUCCAGGAGGAGGACGGCGAGGGCCACCGCGGGAUCAACCUCUCCAAGGACCUGAUGACCAUCGCCGGCGACGCGCUCAAGGCCAACAUCACCGCCAUCGGGCCCCUGGUGCUCCCGACCUCCGAGCAGCUCCUGUUCGCGCUGUCCUUCAUCGCGCGGCGGGUGCUGAACCGGCGGGUGAAGCCGUACCUCCCCGACUUCCGCAUGGCGUUCGAGCACUUCUGCAUCCACGCGGGCGGGCGAGCGGUGAUCGACGAGCUGCAGCGCAGCCUGGGGCUGUCGGACGAGGACGUGGAGGCAUCCCGGAUGGCGCUGCACCGGUUCGGCAACACGUCAAGCAGCUCGGUGUGGUACGAGCUGGCGUACAUCGAGGCCAAGGGCCGCAUGAGCCGCGGCGACCGCGUGUGGAUGAUCGGGUUCGGCUCCGGGUUCAAGUGCAACAGCGCAGCGUGGGAGUGCAUCGCGCCCGCCCGCACCGCCGAGGGGCCCUGGGCAGAAAGCGUCUGCCGCUACCCCGUCGACAUCCCCGAGGUGCUCAAGCACUAGCUACCGCCGCCGGCCGCCUGAUUUGCACGCGAUCGAUCUCUCUCAUAUCGACCCGUUUCCAUUCUCCGUCCCACGCUUAUGUUCCCUAAACCUGGUUGGAUCGACCGCGUACGUGCCCGUAACGAGGAGGCUGACGUGACAGUGCAUGUUGUGGUGGUGAGCUGGGCCGGGCUGCGUGACUGCAUGCGUGGUGGCCGCGUUAAUUGCUGAGUCUGACGCGUGCAUGUGUGCGGUGCAGCCAAGCCCAGACCGGUCGUUGUGUGCGAGUACACCCGGUUAAAUCCCGGCCAUUUACGCACAUAUGGUACUCGUGGACCUCUCGAUCGUGUACCUGUUUCUUAUUUUUUUUUACUCUCUUUUAAUUUUCCCCAUUUGUUUCGGCCACUAGUAAUUUAGUGUUGUCUCCAUUUAAAACAAGGGAAAUGUACUGCGAGUUGGAUCGAUUACAUUAUAGCAUUGUACCUUAAUAAUUUAUGAAGAGAAGUUACUACUG
Messenger RNA from Phragmites australis (common reed), 2053 nucleotides. RefSeq names its product 3-ketoacyl-CoA synthase 6-like. Lineage: Eukaryota; Viridiplantae; Streptophyta; Magnoliopsida; Poales; Poaceae. Gene Ontology annotation, cellular component: membrane. Gene Ontology annotation, molecular function: acyltransferase activity, transferring groups other than amino-acyl groups. Bases 88 to 1560 code for a protein of 490 amino acids. Gene Ontology annotation, biological process: fatty acid biosynthetic process. The transcript has a single exon. The record is from RefSeq and is a predicted model, not a curated record.